Messenger RNA from Eimeria acervulina, 1851 nucleotides. RefSeq lists its product as hypothetical. Lineage: Eukaryota; Apicomplexa; Conoidasida; Eucoccidiorida; Eimeriidae. The record is from RefSeq and is a predicted model, not a curated record. Bases 1 to 1851 code for a protein of 616 amino acids. The transcript has a single exon.
AUGCUUGUUCCUACAAUGGGCACGGCAGGCGCGCCAGAAUGGGAAAACGCGCAAAACACUCUCAUUUCUCCGCCUUCAUAUAAUGCAGGCGGCUCACUGGACGCUGUAUCCUCUCUACAAACAGCGCCUUCAGGCGAGCUUCUGCCCAAACCAGGGACGGGAUUAGGACGGCGUAGACCCCACCACAAUGCCUGGAGUUAUGUCUACGUUUUGGCUUCCACAGUUGCCCUUGUGGUGACUCUUGCAUUGCUGGUAUACUGUAGGGCCACCCAAAACAGCAGGAAAACCGGACAUCUGAUGCAACGGCGCUUGUCGGACAGAGAGGAGGAGGAGGACCUUGACAAGCUUUUAGAGGAUUGUAUAGAGUUAUGGGAGGAGGCUGGCUUUUCACCUGGUGCUUCUGCUUUUGAUGAGGAGCCAGCGGCGAAGAAGGCUAGGCUGUUCUUCAUGUUGAAAGAAUCCGCAGAAACGUAUGAAAGUGGGCAGGUGGGUACUUCACAGGCGUUGCAAGCGGGGGCAUUUGGGGCAUUUGGGUUCCCUCAUGCGUCUUCUGUGUAUGAACAACCUCUUCCAGAGGAAAGCACUGCAUUGAUGACCCUGCAGCUAGGAGGCGUUCAAGGGUAUAGAGGGGUGACAGGACCGCUUGAUGCUCCUCCAGAAGAAGCAUAUAGAGCUGGGGAUUCCGAUGACAAUUCUCCUGCGGGUUCGUUUCCCUGGCUUGUUUCUUUGCUGAGGACUCCUCCCAAAAACCCUGCUUUCCGUAGAGUCUUCUUCUCUUUUCACGGUCAGGGUGGUCAAGUACCUGCCCGCAAUUACGCGCAAGCUGAACCGCCGAGAAGCCCGAACCGAGAUCUAGGGGGAGAAGGUAGCGCUCAACGUGCACUGAGGAGAGCCCGCGCAUCAGUUUCCUCACAGGCAGAUGAAACAUCCUCGCCAUCCACGUCAAGAGACGCUUCAGGCACUGGCAGCAAAGGUUUAAGUGAUGAGGAUUGGAUUCCGGCAGGUUCGGACCCAAGUUCCACCGGAGUGUUGAAACAGGGACCAGAAGGAGAACCCUUACGUUCUAGCAUAAGACGCGGGAGGCGAAAACGUUCUAAAGAGGGCACGUCGAAAAAAGGGGGGGACCAACGAGAAGUGGAUCCGGGAACAGGAACUCAAAGUUUCAAUGAAAUGUUGCAAAAGAAGGUUGCAGAAGGGGAACUGACCGAGGAAGACAAGACCCGUUAUCAUCCUUUCGUGCGGCUUCCACAGCAAGUUCCCACUGAUAUUUUAACUUCCUUCGAUGGGUUUAACGCUUUGACAGCAAAAUUUUCUGGGCGCAGUCCAUUGGGCAGUUUUGCUUCGAUGCGCAAAAUAUUUUCGAAGGCUUCGCUAAGCGCCGCCGACGUCGGGGAACUGAUGGCGGAUUGCGCAUGUUUGAUCGCCUAUGCCAGGAUGAAGAUAGUCCUUUUCCCGUCUAGACUGAACGCCUUCUACGCCGCUAGAAGGCUGGGUGCGUUGCUCAUGGUAUUUGACGCCCUGGUGAGUUCGAUCGCAGUCCUAGGGGAUAAAAUGAAUGCCAACACCUGGUGGGAUUCAUUUGCAGAGAGCUUCACGACGGAAUACACUUUCGUACCACAGGCGAGAGCCCGGCGUUCUACCGAAAAGUUAGGUAUGCUUGCGCAGCGUUUGAGUGCUGCGGUGGAUAUCUACAAGACGGGAACGCGUCCACCCCUGAAAGAGGUAAUUUAUUUAAAGCGGCAGAUCCUGGCCAACUUGAAAAGCUCCAGUAUUUUCGAUGACCCUAUUUGGACAGCAUGGGAAAAAGAUGAUGAGGUCUUCACCCGAAUCGUUGAGGGUUUUGAUGAAUAA